GCCAGUGCGCUCUCCCUGUUCCUUUAUCUCUUCCAUGUCAAGUUCCAACAACGCUUCCGCCGCUACCGGCAGGAAGCGGCCGCUCGCGGCGGAGGCUUCCUUCGCCUCCACGAAGUCGCGAUCCAAGCUUCCUCGCCGCAGUCGCGUCGCAUUCCUUCCGGUCGUCCACCGCGUCUCCGACAAUGGCUCUGUCGAUCCGGCAGCGGCGGAGGGGGAGGCAGAUUCCUCCUCCACUGGAUUCUCGAGUGGGUUAUCUCACGAAUCCAGAGUGAUCGGGAGCUCCGGCAGUGGCGCUGCUCCGAACGAGUUCCACCGGAUUACUCGAUCUUACACUAGGAGAAUUAGAGAGGGUGAGAACGGACGAGAUCCGAAGCGAUCGAAGUUCCAGGUGAAUGAGUCCGAUCUCGUGGCUGAUGUAUCUGACGUCGUUGAGGAGUUUAAUGGCGGUGAUGAGAUUUCCGAGGCGCCGAAAAUGUUGGAGAAAGAGCCCGAGGUCUCCUUCUCCUCAUGCCUCGAUUCCUUCGCCGAUGCCAACGGAGGUGGUAAAUCGACAAUGGAGGAACCUGCCGGAAGGUCCCAGAUCUCUCAGAACUCGGUGGCGCCAAUCAGGGAGCCACCCGGAGAUCGCGACCUCGACUCAGAUCUCGCUUGCUCCGAGCGGAUCUCACACGAGAGCGAGGAAGAGGAAAGGUCAGAGUACUCAACGUGCAACGAGAUGACACUCUCCCAGAUGGAGGAUGUGCUCUUCGGCCGCUACAGUUCGGGCGAUGUGUUCACCGAUUUCAAUUACUCCUCCUCUGUUAUCGCAGCCUCUUCAUCCUCUUCCGAUGGAUUCUCCAAGAAAUCUCAUGAAAGCGCCGCUCCCACGGCCACUUUAUCCCUCCUCCAUCAGCUCUCGAGGCAGUUCUGUUCUGCGAGCUACCACGUAGCCCCUGCAACUGAACGCGAGUCUUUUCAAGAGUUCACGCUGAUGAAGUUCGAAGAGCAGGAGGACGAGGAGAGCUAUCAAAAGCUUCGGAGUAGGGAGAGAGGAUGUCUCACAAUGUACGACUUCGCCAAGGAAUACAGAAGGACGACAGAGCAGGGCCGCCUGAUCCUAGACCAACGGAUCGUGAUGGUUAACUGGAUGGUGGAGCAUUCUAAUGCUAUGGAUCUGAAGCAUGAGACCCUGUUCUUGGGCGUUAGCCUGAUGGACCGCUUCCUGAGCAGGGGUUACUUCAAGAGCAUAAGAAACCUUCAAUUGUCGGGGAUAGCUAGUAUCACCCUAGCCACGCGCAUUGAAGAGAACCAACCAUACAACAGCAUACGGCAGGUAUCAUUCAAGGUAGGGACCAACUAUUACAGCAGAAGUGAAGUCGUAGCGAUGGAAUGGCUUGUCCAAGAAGUUCUACGAUUCAAAUGCUUUGUUCCUACGACCCACAAUUUCCUCUGGUUUUAUCUCAAGGCAGCAAGAGCAGAUGCAAAUGUACAGAAGCUGUCAAAGUACUUGGCGGUUCUCUCUCUUCUAGAUCAUGAGAGGCUGUCCUUUUGGCCAUCUAGCAUAGCAGCCGGCUUGGUCAUCCUUGCUUGCCUGGCUACAAACCAGGACGAUGCUUGCCAAAUGGUCAUGGAGACUCACGUUAGAACAAAGAACGACGAUCUACCAGAGUGCAUGCAGAGCCUCCAGUGGUUAGUCAAGUACGCAUGCUAGAAUUGAGGUAUUUCUAAUAAUAAUGAAUUUAGAAUGAUCUCAAUUGAGCUCAUCAAAUUCCAGACAUACUAGAACAUAGUACCUUUCUGCUCAUCUUGACACUCAGAAUAUAGAUGGGUGCUGGGUUCUCACUACCCAUUAGUUGCUGAAUUUACUUCGUUUAGGAGUCGUGUUGUUGUAUUAGAUAGAGCAAGUAGCGCAAUUUCUGGUUGCUUCAGCGGUGUUAUGCUUUCCUAUUGUUCAAACUCCCUUUCAUCCAUUUGCAUAUAGUGUGUUUUAAAUGAAUACAAGUGGACUCGUCUAGAGGAAUUAA
This is a messenger RNA of Zingiber officinale, 2003 nucleotides long. Its product is annotated as cyclin-SDS-like. Lineage: Eukaryota; Viridiplantae; Streptophyta; Magnoliopsida; Zingiberales; Zingiberaceae. The coding region runs from base 35 to 1690 and encodes 551 amino acids. Gene Ontology annotation, biological process: mitotic cell cycle phase transition; regulation of cyclin-dependent protein serine/threonine kinase activity. Gene Ontology annotation, cellular component: cytoplasm; nucleus; cyclin-dependent protein kinase holoenzyme complex. Gene Ontology annotation, molecular function: cyclin-dependent protein serine/threonine kinase regulator activity. The record is from RefSeq and is a predicted model, not a curated record. The transcript has 7 exons.